This is a messenger RNA of Pseudoliparis swirei, 2245 nucleotides long. RefSeq names its product calponin 2 (gene cnn2). The record is from RefSeq and is a predicted model, not a curated record. NCBI's taxonomy places the organism in Eukaryota, Metazoa, Chordata, Actinopteri, Perciformes, Liparidae. Gene Ontology annotation, biological process: actomyosin structure organization. Gene Ontology annotation, molecular function: actin binding. Bases 105 to 1055 code for a protein of 316 amino acids. The transcript is spliced from 7 exons.
UUUCAUUGGCAGAGAAAGACAGAGAUUAUUCAGCGCCGUGUUUAUCUGCAAGUAGCUCUCCGUUUGUUUUUUUACUUGCAUAGAAAACUCACAACUCGUUGAAAAUGUCUUUUAACAAAGGUCCUUCCUUCGGAUUAUCAGCGGAAAUCAGAAACAAGAUCGCACAGAAGUAUGACAUUCAGAAGGAGGAGGAUCUAAGGCUCUGGAUCGAGGAGCUCACGGGUGCUACCAUUGGCCCGGACUUCCAGAAAGGCCUCAAGAGUGGCAUCAUUUUGUGCAACCUUAUCAACCAUCUUGCCCCAGGCUCUGUGAAAAAGAUCAACCAGUCGACACUGAACUGGCAUCAGUUGGAGAACCUGACUAACUUCAGCAAAGCCACCACACAGUACGGUCUGAAGCCUCACGACACCUUCGAGGCCAACGACCUGUUUGAGAACGGAAACAUGACGCAGGUCCAGACAACACUGCUCGCGCUCGCUAGCAUGGCCAAGACCCUGGGCUACCACUCACGGGUGGACAUUGGGGUGAAGUACUCUGAAAAGCAGGAGAGGAUGUUUGACGAGAAGAUUAUGAAGGCUGGCCAGUGCGUCAUUGGCCUACAGAUGGGGACCAACAAGUGCGCCAGCCAGGCCGGUAUGAACGCGUAUGGCACCAGGAGGCACUUGUAUGACCCCAAAAUUAAAAUCCAGCCCCCCAUGGACAACACCACCAUCAGCCUGCAGAUGGGAACCAACAAGGGGGCGAGCCAGGCCGGGAUGACCGCUCCAGGGACGAGACGUGCCAUUUACGACCAGAAGAUGUGCACAAACAAGUGUGACAACAGCACCAUGUCUCUUCAGAUGGGCUACAGCCAGGGAGCCAACCAGAGUGGCCAGAACUUUGGCCUGGGUCGGCAGAUCUAUGACCCCAAGUACUGUCCUAAAGCUGCCGUGGUUGAAGAGGCUCAAAGCGGGGCUGGUGUCGCCCGUGACUAUAUCCCAGAUUUCCAAGAUGAGGGUUACCAAGGUUACCAGGAAGAAGAGCAGGUGGACCAAGAAGAGGGGACUGAUCAGUAGAAAGAAGGGAAAGGGACGUCUGUCUAAAGGAGGCAUGUUCUGCAGAAGGAAACUCUCAAAGCUCACAGGAUGUUGCAAUUCUUUUUUGGUCAUGUACUUUUUUAGUAUGAAAUUGUUUUACUUACCCCCUUUGUGCAAAACUGUGUUACACAUAUCAUGAUAAACUGUAGUUCUAUGAGUUUUGUAUUUAAAGUGACCACAAAAUAGCCAAUAUUUCUGGCUUUGCUAGUUUUUUAAUUGUGUUAUAUAUCCCAGGGAUUUUUGUAUUGAUGUGCCAAAGCCCCAGUAUUCUUUAUUUUCCUUACCUUCCCCCCCCAACCCUCUGUCAUUAGUUGCACAAAGGGAGAUGCCGAGGUCUUUGUAAGAAACAAAGUGACAUAUUGGAUUCUUUUUUUUUAAUAUAUAUUUUUAAGACCGUGCAUACGGUUUUGGUUAAAAUAAAAUAUACACUUUUAUUAAUCCCCAAGGGGAAAUUAGUUCUCUGCAUUGAACCCAUCCUUAGUUAUUAAGGAGCAGUGGGCUGCGAUGAAGCGCCCGGGAAGCAACUGGGGGUUCAGUGCCUUGCUCAAGGACACUUCGACUUGCAACUAAUGGGGAGAGCGGGGAUCGAACCCACAACCUUGCGGUUGCAGGAUGGCCCUCUUACCCCACUGAGCUACAGCUGCCCCAAAACACCCACGCUUGUGUUUAUCUGUAAUCGCUGUAUCAUCUGUUUUAACGACAUAAUUCCUGUGAAUUAUCAAAUGUGUUUGUUACUUCAGUAUCUUCAUCCCCUCAGUAUUGGUCAUUGACAUGAAGUAGUUAGUACUUUUGGUUCUUCAGACGGGGAACAAAAAUAUGUAUUUUUUUUUUUUUAACAGAAGAAAUAUUUUCUCUGUUUGCAUAACCUGUCCACUGGCAUAAAGCUUGUGGGGGAAGAGUUAAAAUAACACAAAGGCAGUUUUAAACAUUCCAACCAAAAAUACUGGAUUCUCUUGUGUCAGUAAAGUCUUACAUAUUGCUUGAUGUGCAAACCAGUCACACAAUUUUAUAUGUGAUUAUUUAUGCUUAUUUGGGGAUUUGAAUGGGGGUUGUUUUGUACCUUGACUCUGAAUAGCAUUUGCUAUUGGUCUUAUUCCUCUGGCAUAAUCCAGCCAGUUAAAGAAAAUGUUUUUUUGUGAAUUCGGUGUAAUAAAGAUGUGUAUUCAUCA